Odobenus rosmarus divergens (Pacific walrus) is the source of this 1881-nucleotide messenger RNA. It is a transcript of the gene APBA3, whose product is annotated as amyloid beta (A4) precursor protein-binding, family A, member 3. The transcript is spliced from 11 exons. Gene Ontology annotation, cellular component: dendritic spine; plasma membrane; cytoplasm. Gene Ontology annotation, biological process: chemical synaptic transmission. Gene Ontology annotation, molecular function: protein binding; amyloid-beta binding. The coding region runs from base 116 to 1852 and encodes 578 amino acids. The record is from RefSeq and is a predicted model, not a curated record. NCBI's taxonomy places the organism in Eukaryota, Metazoa, Chordata, Mammalia, Carnivora, Odobenidae.
CGGCGAGCCGCGGCCAGUGGAGGACUGUCCGGCUCGGGGCGUGGGGUUCUGGGGGGUCUCGCGGUCUGAGGCCACCCCGGUUUGGAAAAUGUUGGCCUGAGCCUGGGGUCCAGGCAUGGAAUUCCUGACAACUUCCCAAUCUCCCUCAGGCCCUCCAGCAAUGGACUUGGAGGAGCCCAGGGACACAAUUUCACCCUCCCAGGACCUCACCCCCAACUGCCAGUGGGACCGGGUGCCGGGACGCUCCGGCAGCCUGAGUCAGAUGGAACUCGAUGGGCCAAGUAUUGAGGACCUGGCGCAACAGUUUGAGGCUCUGCCUGGUGAUCUGGUGGGCUUGUGCCCGGAUGGACCUCCCUGCCCCUUGCACGUGGCCACGGGCCACGGCCUGGCCUCCCAGGACGUUGCUGAUGCCCAUGGGCUCUUGUCUGCCGAGGCCGGCCGAGACGACCUGCUGAGCCUUUUGCACUGCCAGGAAUGCCCUCCUUCCCAGUCUUGUCCCAAGGAGCCUCCGGACCCUGCCCCUCGCCCGCUGCAGCCCCCUGAGGACCCAGACGGAGAUACCAGUGCCCCGGAAUGGGUGGAGGGAGCUUCUGCCGAGCAUGGCGGCAGCAGGAGCUCAAGCAGCUCCCCGGAACCGUGGCUGGAGACGGUACCUCUGGUUGCUCCUGAAGAACCGCCUGCCAAUACCCAGAACCCCAAGACCCUGGUGACAUACCCUGCCCUCCAGGAGGUACCUGGUCCCUGUGACCAUGAAGACCUCCUAGACGGUGUCAUAUUUGGGGCCAAAUACUUGGGCUCCACCCAGCUGGUGUCCGAGCGGAACCCGCCUCCCAGCACACGCAUGGCCCAGGCCCGGGAGGCAAUGGACCGUGUCAAGGCCCCUGACGGGGAGACCCAGCCCAUGACGGAAGUGGACCUCUUUGUGUCCACCAAGAGGGUCAAAGUUCUGACGGCCGACUCCCAGGAGGCCAUGAUGGACCACGCCCUGCAGACCAUCUCCUACAUUGCUGACAUCGGCAGUGUGCUGGUGCUCAUGGCCCGGCGGCGGCUGGCCCGGCGGCCGGCAUCCCAGGCCCACAGCCAUAGGCUCUACAAGAUACUGUGCCACGUCUUCCACUCUGAGGACGCCCAGCUCAUCGCUCAGGCCAUCGGCCAGGCCUUCACCGUGGCCUACAGCCAGUUCCUUCGGGAAAGCGGCGUCGACCCCAACCAGGUGGGUGCCCAGCAGAGCCAGGGCGCCGCGGGCCCCGGCCACCUCCACAAUGGGGACCUCGACCAUUUCUCCAACAGCGAGAACUGCAGGGAGGUGUGCAUCGAGAAGCGCCGGGGCGAGGGCCUGGGCGUGGCCCUGGUGGAGUCGGGCUGGGGCUCCCUGCUGCCCACGGCUGUCAUCGCCAACCUGCUGCAUGGGGGUCCCGCCGAGCGCUCGGGGGCCCUCAGCAUCGGGGACCGCCUCACUGCCAUCAAUGGGACCAGCCUGGUGGGGCUGUCCCUGGCUGCCUGCCAGGCCGCCGUCCGCGAGGUGAAGUCACAGACCUUGGUGACCCUCAGCAUCAUCCACUGCCCGCCGGUCACCACAGCCAUCAUCCGCCGGCCCCACACCCGUGAACAGCUGGGCUUCUGCGUGGAGGACGGCAUCAUCUGCAGUCUCCUCCGGGGUGGAAUCGCAGAGCGCGGGGGCGUGCGUGUGGGGCACCGCAUCAUCGAGAUCAACGGGCACAGUGUGGUGGCCACGCCGCACGCCCGCAUCAUCGAGCUGCUCACCGAGGCCCACACGGAGGUCCACAUCAAAAUGAUGCCGGCCGCCACCUACCGCCUGCUCACCGGCCAGGAGCAGCCCGUGUACCUGUGACCAGCCACCAGCGCCCCCCUCCCUCCCUC